This is a messenger RNA of Tetrahymena thermophila SB210, 3840 nucleotides long. RefSeq lists its product as hypothetical. Lineage: Eukaryota; Ciliophora; Oligohymenophorea; Hymenostomatida; Tetrahymenidae. The record is from RefSeq and is a predicted model, not a curated record. The transcript has 5 exons.
AUGCUUCAAAGUCCUAGAAAAAAGAUUCUACCAAAUAAUCUGCAAGUACCAACAUAGAUUUCGCAGCAAAAUUCUCAUAAUGUGAGUUCCAACAAGAGCCUUUCAGAUGUGAUUACUAACUUAAGUUCUUAAGAUAGUUUACAAUAGUUAAAAAAAGAAGAAUUUAAGAGCAUCCAAAAGAUGCGAUUUCAACACGAGAGCGAUAAAAACCAAAUAAACAAUAAAAUUUUCUUAAAUGACCAAAGGCUGCAAAAGUAAAAAAAGAAAUUAAUGCAAAUUAAAAUUACGAAUAAUGGGAGUAGUAUCGAUGGAGAUAGCUCAGCUACUUUAUAAUUUGUUAGUAAAAUAAUUGAUGAGGAAUAAUUGCAUAAAAAAUAAACUUUAUAAAAAAACUACCAAACAAAUAUAUACGCCAAAAUAGAUUCUUAUGCAUAUAAAACUUUUCUUAAUGUAUAAAAGAACGGUGAUACUUCGCUUAGAUCUUCACCUUUGCUUGGAAGCUAAAGCGGGAGUUCAUUAACUGUACCUUUGAGUUCAAAUAAUUUGUAAAGUAAACCUAAUAUAAUACUGCCUAAUUCAGCAGCUGAAAUAAAUGAUAUUUACAGUAUGAAUUUUCAGCCAUCUUAAUCUUUCUAUAACUAAACAUCCAAGCCAUUAACACCAAGAAAAAAAUAUAGCUUUUAAACAAAUAGCUACACUAGUUCUUCAUAUGUAGCUCCUGCAAAUAAUUAAAAAAGUCUUAAAAUAAUUGAUGAUUAAAGGAUAUUACAAGGGAGUAUAUAAUAAGUUUCAUCUGGGUUUUUGACAUAAAGAAGAAAUCAUUCUACAACAUUUUUAGAUUAAUUGCCAUAACCACCUGCUAAAAAUAUAGUCAGUCAUAACUAAUUCAUAAGAGGGUAGUUAGGAAAAAGACAAGAUGCUCUCCAAAUCAAGAAUUACUUAGAAAUUAAAAUUAAAGAGCUUCUUUCUAAAGACCCUUUGACAAAAGAUGAUAUUUUUAUUCUCAGGUAAAAUAUUUAUAGCAGCUGCUUAGAAGAAUUGAUUCGACAAAUUUCUAUAGAUUGUAAGGAAAGAGCAUUAGUUCUUUAGGAAAUUUGGGAUAGUACUAUGGAAUUAAUGACUAACUUAUUCAUUUUUUUAGAGAAGUAAAAGUCCUAAAUAGAGAAAGACUUAUCAAAAAAUAUUUAAGAACUACACUAAAAGUAUUAAAAAACAAUCAAUGAAGACCUCAAAAUUAUUAGCAAACAAUAAACCCAAAUAGCUGACAGAGACAAUUUUAUAGAAAAACAAAUAUAAGAAAACAGGUAUUUAAGGAAGAAAGACAGAAAACUUGAAAAGCUAUAUAAAAUGUCAUAAAACUCUAUUAAUUAUCUUCAAGACGAACUUAACAGUUCAAUUAGAGAACAUCUUAAAUAUUUAAUGUCUCACGAAGAAUUGACAUGGAGAGAAGCACUAGAAUAUUAAAGGAAAUAUUUUGAAUUAACAAAAAACAAAAGAAUUUCUGCCUAAAAAAGCAUUAAAGAAAUUGCACAACAAAUAAAGAUGCAUGUCGAUCAAAACGAAAUACAGUAGCAUAUAGAUAUGGAUGAGAUCUUAAAAGAAUAUAUCAUAGAUCCUGUAGAAAAUUAGCUGCAAAAUAUAAUACAAGAGGUUGAUAAUGAAUCAGAUUAAACAGAUUUGAAAAUAGGAUUUAAUUUGGAUGACUAAGAUUACAUAAAAACUAAUUCGACGUAAACAGAUUUUUCCAUUUUUAAUUUAGUGGAAAAAGAAGUAAAUACUGAAAAAGUGCUUAUAACAGAAAUGACUAAUAAAAAAAAUAAAUAAUUUGAUUCUGUAGAUUCUGCUAUUUAAUGUAAAGCUGUCACAUUUCCAAUAUUCACAUAAACUGAAGUUCACGAGCUUUGUUCUUGUGGAUAAUAAACUGAAUACACUGGUGAUAUUAUGGAUAUUAAAGUUGGAGAAGAAUAUUGGGAUAAAGAUUUGAAUAAUAGCUUUUUUGAAUAAUUUAAUAAAAAAUGUGUUGCCGUUUAAACAGUGAAAGAAAUUCAGAUAAGAAUACCAUCUGAAACUGAAAUUGAGUUAGAUAGUUUGAAGGGAACACAUAUUUCAAUGGAGCUUAAAAAUAUAAUAGAAACUGCUAUUAAAAAAGAACAUAUUUCCACAGAAGGUUUGUAUGAGUGUAAAAAAUUGAUUGAAUAAAAGAUAUAGAUCUAGGAAAAACUUGUCAGGAAUGUAAAGGACAAGUUUAUGCGUCAUCAAUAAACUGAAUUAGAAAUGAAUAGAUAAAAAACUGACCUUGAAAACUAACUAUAAAUUAUAAAAGAUUAAAAUCAGCUAUAAAUGUCAAAACUUCUUCAUUUGUCUGAAGAUUAUAAAAAGCUUUAAAAUAUUAUGAUGAUUAAGGUAGAAGAGCUGAGCUUUGAGUCUAUGGAUUCAGACCUGAUAAUAGAUCAGACUUCUAGAACUUAACUGAUGAAUACAACACUUUAAUAACAACCUUUUGAUUCAGAAGAAACUAAACAAAUUAUAGACAAUUAAGAUUAGUCAAAAUUAAACAGAAAAGUAAGUAUGAUUUCGGCAUACAGUGGAAGUUAAAAUAGCUAACGCUAGAUAACGGCGUUAAGUGAACUCGACAUGAGGAAUUACAAAUCAACAAGAAGUGUGAGUGAAAUCAAAUAAAUACCUCAAUAACAUGAUUAAUUUAAGAAAAGAUAUUCAAAUCAUUAAUCGCUUACAUAGCAAAAUAAAGAAGUAUAUACAAGUUAGCCAAGUGUUAAUUAAAAUUAAGGGAGGAAAAAUAGUCAGUAAAGAGGAUAGUAAGAUACAUCUAUCAAUGUGAGUAAUAUGAAGAGGACUAGCUUCAGUAGCUCUGUUUAGCCUUAUCAUUAACAAAGCAAUCAAUUAAAUUCCAUCACUAGUAUGCCUGAUACCUCUCAAGAAAGAUACAAAGAAAAUGCAGGUGAAGAUGAUAGUCAAUGCAGCUCUGAGUUCAGGAUUCCAUCUUUAAAAGAUAUUGAUAAGGAUGAGCCAGAUGCUAAAAAGAGAUAGAAAAAAAAUAUAGUUAAGCAAGAAACAAACUUAUAAAUUAACACUAACUCUUAAAAUCCAACAAAAUCUCUGAAUAUUAUACCAUUUAGUUAACUUACUCGUAAUAAUAUAAAGACAACUUCCAUUCAUACUGAAGCAGCAAACAAUCUCUUAAUCGAAAUUAGCAGGUAAUUCAAAAAAUGUCGACCUGAUUUGAAGAAAAAUAAAUAUCUUCCUUAAAUAAACAAAACCUUAUCAAUGGUUUAUAGUGACUUGAUAAAGUUAGUUAAAAAUAACAAUGCACUAAACCCAUUACAUGUAGUUACUUAUGAAUAAUUCAUUCAUAGAUUUGGACUUAAAAAAGUCGCUGAAUAAAAAAUGAUAUAAGAAAUUUAGUAAGCAAUGUUAAUGGCAAAUGAAAAUAAUAGGUGUAAAGUAUUUAUAAAGAUGCUUUACGCCUAAGAAGGAGCUAAUAUUACUUCAGAAGAUAAGAUAGAAGAAGUAAAGUUUUUUGUUAAUAGUCUUGUUCUGCUUGAUGACUCAAAACAAGCUUAAAACUAUAACGUUGAUAAAUCUUUUACGUCAACUGUAAGAGUGCAUGAAAGUUUUCCAAAAAUAUUUACUGAUAUCUUAAAUGAGCGCUAAAUUUUUGAAAACAUGACUAAAUUGAUUAAAUAUCCAGCAGACACUUUAAAAGACAUUCAAAAUAACGAUUAUCGACGUUUACCAACUCCUAGCUAUGAAUAACUAGAUAUAGACCUUCAUUUAGAUCUUCUCUUAUAAAUUUAUUCUAAUCGGCUAGAAAAAAAUUGA